UCAAAAUGAGCAUCUUUUACGCCAGGAUGUGUGUAUACGAUAAAUGUUCAACAAGCUCUUACGUAGAUCUGGAUGAGAAGAAUGAAACCAAAGGGCAGCUUCAGCUCUCAAUGAUAGAUGUGCAGAUAGAAAGUCUCCUUGCUAUCGUGCUUGGGGGAGUCGGAUGGUUGAUCCUUUUUUGGAAUACCAAAAGAAAAGUGUCGAUUCCAUCCAUGUUUGUGAUUGGGGGAAUUUUACUACUUGUGGCCGUUACAUCUGAGUUCGCUGUCUUGCUUCGAUUUAUCGCCACGAACGCUUCCAGAAAAGCAUCACAGGGGAAAGACAGCGCUCUCGGAUUUCCAUACUCAUUAAUACUUGUCGGCUUUGGUAUUGUAUUCAUGCUUGUUGCUGUUAUAAGAAGCUUUGUCUUCUUUAUCAGAAAUGAACAUAAUGAAGAUAACACGAAGACUUAUCAACAAACGGAAGAUGAACCAGGGAGGAAUAUCACUGAAAACAAAAUCUAA
Saccostrea cuccullata (small rock oyster) is the source of this 503-nucleotide messenger RNA. RefSeq lists its product as uncharacterized. Lineage: Eukaryota; Metazoa; Mollusca; Bivalvia; Ostreida; Ostreidae. The transcript has 3 exons. The coding region runs from base 6 to 503 and encodes 165 amino acids. The record is from RefSeq and is a predicted model, not a curated record.